CAACGAAGAAGAAGCUUGGCUGUGAUUGGUUCAUUGGGUAGCAUGGCGUUUGAAUGAAAGCAGGAAGAGCUGUAACAGCAAAGGAAAGAGGUUAUCGCUAUUUAGCGACUCUAGUGAGUUCUGUUACCCUCUAAACCUGUCAUUUCUAGUCUUAUAUAUUCUCAGAGUAUGUCUUAGAAGUCACAGAAGGUCUGUCCGGUGAGGCAGCUACAGUCUGAUGAGGGGGGAACCACAGCUGGGAGGAUGCAGCAGAAAGGGAACAUCCAAAUCAUCGAGUGGGAGGACCUCGAUAAAAAGAAAUUCUACUCUUUUGGGAUAUUUAUGACAAUGGCCAUUCGGGUCACUGUCUACCCAGCUACACUGAUCCGCACACGGUUGCAGGUGCAGAAGGGAAAAUCUCUCUACGGCGGGACCUUCGAUGCCUUCUUCAAGAUCCUUCGGACUGAGGGCGUCCGAGGCCUGUACCGCGGCUUUAUGGUGAACACCUUCACAGUCGUCUCAGGCCAGGCGUACAUAACCACCUACGAGCUGGUGAGGAAGUAUGUCUCCCAGUACUCUGAGGCCAAUACCGUCAAGUCGGUGGUGGCUGGGGGCUCUGCCUCCCUGGUCGCUCAAAGCAUCACUGUGCCCAUAGAUGUUGUGUCCCAGCAGCUGAUGAUGCAGGGCCAGGGGGAGCACCUCACACGUUUCCGCCUCGGUUCCAACUCGGAGAACAGGAAGUCGGCCAGGUUUUUCGGGCAAACCAGGAACAUUGUGUCUCAGAUUUUUGCUGCGGAUGGCUUCAGGGGUUUCUACAAGGGAUAUGUGGCUUCAUUACUCACUUACAUCCCAAACAGUGCCGCCUGGUGGCCUUUCUAUCACUUUUAUGCCGAGCAACUCUCCAUACUGGCUCCCAGUGACUGCCCCCACCUGGUCCUUCAGGCCGUGGCUGGACCUUUAGCUGCUGCAACUGCCUCGACUGUCACCAACCCCAUGGAUGUGGUCAGAGCCAGAGUACAGGUUGAAGGGAGGACCUCGAUCAUUCAAACGUUCAGGGAGCUGAUCAGAGAGGAGGGCUGCUGGGGACUGACCAAAGGACUGUCAGCCCGCAUCAUUUCAUCAGCACCCACUGCCAUCGUCAUGGUGGUUGGCUAUGAGACACUGAAAAAACUGAGCCUGCGACCAGAGCUGGUAGAUUCAAGACACUGGUAAAAAAAAAAAAAAAAAAAAAAAAAAGGGGGAAAAAAAAUUUGGGCCAUGGGCCCUUUUUUUAACCCCCAUGUUGACUUCCUGAAUUUGUUUCAAGAAGAAAACGAUGUCAGAACGUUAUAGCGUUGAUGAUGUUAUGAGUUAGUUACCUGUAAAGACGAAGGGUUCAGUUUGUGAUGCAGCUGAACAAGUUUGUUUCCGUUUGACGUCAACACCAUGACGGCAGUAGAAAAACAUAUUUUUAUGUUCAGCCCUCAUCAACGAGAUGAACUGAUCUUUGUGUGACUAUUCUCUUGUUUGUGUUGUCCUCCUGAAGCAAAGAGCUGAUUUUCACUAAAGUUCAGCUCAGAAAGUCAAACUACCGACUGCAGCAACUAACUUUUUCUUUGUUUUUUGCCAAACUGUUUUUUAAUUGCCUCUUUUUAAAAGGCAAUUAAAUUAAUCUUUGUUUUUAUUUCAUCUCUGUUGCAUAUACAAGUACACUAUUUUAUGAGUAUUUUUCAGGAAUAUUAUCCUGAUGUUGAUCAUUCUGGGUUUAUAAUUUCUGUCUUUAUUGUACAGGAAGGUUUGUGUCAUUGAAAUCUUUUGCUUGUUAAAACUGUCCAAGCAACUCUGAGUGAACACCAUUACCCUUUUGUGAAAUAUUUGAGUGCAAUAACGUUUUGUCCUUUUCAGUACAAAAUGUGUGGAUUGACAUAUCUUAGAGGAACUAAUUUUACCCAAUUUAUUUUCAUUUUGGGGUGAUAACCACAGAGCUUUUAAUGUCAAUGUCAUUUUGCUGUAUUUUGCUUCUUAUUUUGUGAAACUAUUGUGGUUCAAUGCUGUUUAUGCAGUUUCCUGCUCUUGUAUGAAUGUCCUCAUUGAGGAAAAAUUUGUUGCAGUUUAGAAGAGAGAUUAUAUUUUAAAUGGUCCAUUUAAUUUGUAGAAAUGAUCCUAUUUUUAUGCGUAACAUAAAUUAGAUGCUGUUGAAAAGGAGUGAGAGUAAGAGCAGGUUUUAGUGUGACUGGCAGACUGUUGCAGAAACUUUUUUUAAUUGAAGCCAGAACUGCACAGGCUUUAUUUCUUUAUAUCCAGACUUGUUGAGAUUCUGUGAACUACUGAGAAGAUGGUACUGCAACUUGCCGAUCUCCAGUCAAAUGAUACUAACUUUCAAUUUUGAGUGUUUUGUUUUGUUUUUGCACAGCUCCCAGUAUCACUGAAAGUGUUUUUCAUUUUUUGUGAUUGACCAACUGUUGUUGAUGCCUCUCUGCUCUAAAAUACAUGUGGUUUUAAACAACA
Poecilia latipinna (sailfin molly) is the source of this 2466-nucleotide messenger RNA. Its product is annotated as solute carrier family 25 member 44. The transcript has 4 exons. Gene Ontology annotation, biological process: branched-chain amino acid catabolic process; branched-chain amino acid transport. The coding region runs from base 244 to 1191 and encodes 315 amino acids. The record is from RefSeq and is a predicted model, not a curated record. Gene Ontology annotation, molecular function: branched-chain amino acid transmembrane transporter activity. Gene Ontology annotation, cellular component: mitochondrion. NCBI's taxonomy places the organism in Eukaryota, Metazoa, Chordata, Actinopteri, Cyprinodontiformes, Poeciliidae.